Ochlerotatus camptorhynchus is the source of this 2268-nucleotide messenger RNA. RefSeq lists its product as uncharacterized. NCBI's taxonomy places the organism in Eukaryota, Metazoa, Arthropoda, Insecta, Diptera, Culicidae. The record is from RefSeq and is a predicted model, not a curated record. The coding region runs from base 13 to 2268 and encodes 751 amino acids. The transcript is spliced from 2 exons.
GGUGCGCCACUCAUGGUAAAAAUGCUGGCGGAGGUUUAUUUAGAAAAAUUUAGAAAUUACCAUUCAUUGAAGAAACAGAAUACCAAUCAGCUCGUUGAUCUGACUAAAGAAAAAAUGAAUAUUGCACAGCUAUACGAACAGUUUAUAAGAAGAUGUUUUCACAAGAAAUUUAUGGAAAAAUUUAAGCCCAAAUUUGCUCUGAGCGACGCUGAAUUGGAUUGGUUGAUGGGUGAUUUUAUUUUGAAGCAUCAGUUGUUAGCUAUGGAACUGCUAAAUAUUGAAGUACGUAUGGACUUAUUAAAAAAUCAAUAUUAUAAAGUAAUACACGAUCAAUUUAAAAAACGAUGCAAACAGGAAUCAGAUUCAUCACAACUGGUUCAUGUAGUCCAGCAGAAGGUUAAUUUUUGCCAUCGGUCUUACAGUGAAUACUUUGUGGCAAAAUAUCUAUGCGACAACAUUUUUACGUUGUCAGGAAAAAUUGUCAGACGCAUUUGGUCUAGAUAUAUCGUUGUUCGAAGAUUGUCUAUGGCCAUGAUGGAAGGGAACCAGGCAUAUCUCAAUAUCUUAAAUAAUCUGUGUAAAAAAAACUGGAAGAUUGCACUGUGGGCAUGUGAGUGUGACUGUUUGAGUAUCAUUUCCUCUUUAGAAGGACAUUUUAAAUCAUUCUCAACAAGCAACCUAACGGAUAUGAUACUGGUUGCUGCGGAAAGUGGGUUUGUUGAAAUAUAUGAAUUAUUAUCAAAGAAUAAAGCUGACGUGAAUGCAGCGGAUGAAAAACAAUUGAAAAUGCCGAACCUAUUACAAGACGGAACAUAUGAAAGAAAAAUCCAAUCAGGCUACCACGGCGAAGUAUAUCAAAAACAAGUUGCAGUCACCUUUUUUCUACGGAUGCGGAGAGACAGUUUCAAAGUCAGAUUGGCAUAUGAAAUGUCAAAAGCCGACAAGUAUGAUGACGUAGUGAUCAUUGACGAUCGACGUGAGGUGUUACACUUCAUCCAGGUGAAGCACGCCGUUACCAAAGAUGGCAAGGUAAAUGUUAUCGAUUUAAAUGCACUAUUUCCGACCGUGGAAAAAGAUCAACACAACGGAGACUUCAGUAUUUACAAGUACCUGGAAUCCUAUUUGAAAGUUGUUGAAAACUUUAAGAAAGACCAAUACAAAAAGCAGUUCUAUAUAUUUACUAAUAAGGAUUUAAACAUCUCCGAUGUUGAUUGGGUGAGGACUGUUGAGGUAGAAGUAGAUGAAAUCCUACGAUUUCCUGGAUCCAAGGCCCGACACCUGAAACUGGAUCCAACCGAAAAAGCUAUUAAGGAGUUGAGCAAUUUUAUCAACAAAGAUUUCGAAAACCUUAAAAAGGCAAUCAAAGAGCUUUUCAACAAUGGAACCGUCAGUAACAUUUUAGAAACCUAUAGUACUCCUCUGAAAGACGUUUUAACAAUAAAAAAGAAGCAAUGCAGUUUUUUAGAUAGCUUCAACUCGGAAAGCGAACAAUUCAAUGUUGCCAAGUUGUUUAAAGUUCUGGAAAAAGAUAAGCUUGAUAUGAAGAAGACAAUAACAGUGAAUAACUUUUUACUAAGAAACUCAAGGGUGAAACAUUUGCCACGUUAUUUUAGUGAGGAGGAAAUUGUGGCAUUCUUCAACGACUUUUCUCUAUUGGUGAGUCAACCAAAUGAUUUGUAUCCAAUUAUUGAAAGCGAGCUGUGGACGUGGUGUAAAUCGUGGAUCUGUCCAGAAAUUCUCAGAAAAUUGAGAGAAAUCGAUCUGAUAUUUAGAGAUCUGAUAUUAAAAUUUGACCAACUCAAUAAACCUAAAAAGAAUAAAAUGAAGGCAAUGUUGAAAAAAAGUGAUGUACUAAACUGUCUUAGUGAAAUUCAGAAUGAUAACGAUAAACUUGAAGGUAAGGAAUCAAAACAAUUGCAAAAAUAUUACAUCAAUCGCCGUAUUAUAUACAAAUAUAGUAAACCGACCAAUGACGAAAAUGUCAUUGAAGUUGAGAAAACAGGUAUGGAAGAGGCCGAGAUGAACCAGCGUCUGGCUGAAAAUCUCCUUAAUAAAGACAACCAACCAGGUAUGGAAGACAACAUUGAAGUAAUUUCACGACAGAUGAGUGACACUCAGUUUAUUGAAGAGCUUGGGGAUACAUUUGAAGACCAUCAGAUCAUCGUACUUCUGGCAGACCCCGGAAUGGGGAAGACUAGCUUGCUUCAGUUUGUAGCCUUUGAAGUGCAGAAGCAAAAUGUCGUUAAUGUACUAGUUGAAGGUGCUUAA